AUGAGAGCCACACGCUGGUGGCGCUAUGCGGGGGUGUUUGGCGGCCUUUGCGCACGCACCCUUCCCCGUCUGCAGGAUUUCACAGCUUUGAAUAGCCUGAAUGAGAGCGUUGUGGAGCUGCGCCGCAAGCUUCAGUCACAGCUGCAUCAGAAAAUGCCGCGCAUGCAGACGGUGGAGACGGAGAGUCGCCUCAUCGCGCAGCUCUCCCGCAGCGCCCUGGCCGAGGAGCGGGCGGAGGCGCUGGAGAUGGGCGAGGCUAUGUGGGCGGAGCUUCAUGACGUGGGCUCUUCCAUCCCAUUUGGGUCCCGCACGGCGAUGAAGAUCACGCUGUGCUCUUCGCUGCGUCGCUGCGCGCUAGUGAGCAAGAAUCGAGAGCUGGCCGAAACCUGGACCGCGCGCUUUGCCGAGCGGGCAGCGACCCUCUCACCGGCGGACUUCAAGGAACAGACCUCUACGGCGGGCAAGGUUCCCGGGUGGCGGGAGGCGCGCACGCAGGCGCGCCCUGGCACGGGGAUUGACGCAGACGAUCUCGAGGCCGACGCCAGGGAGGAGGCCGAGGCGGCCGCGAAGGAGGGGGACGGCGGCCAACGGGCCAGAGGAAAGGAACCUUCCCCUUUUGAGCAGUAUAGGCAGGAAAAGAUGUUAGAGCACCCCGCGGUAGAGCUGGCCUUUCGCCGACGUGCCGGGCCGGGCCCCCGGUACACGGGGUGA
Messenger RNA from Leishmania mexicana MHOM/GT/2001/U1103, 711 nucleotides. RefSeq lists its product as hypothetical. NCBI's taxonomy places the organism in Eukaryota, Euglenozoa, Kinetoplastea, Trypanosomatida, Trypanosomatidae. The transcript has a single exon. The record is from RefSeq and is a predicted model, not a curated record. The coding region runs from base 1 to 711 and encodes 236 amino acids.